UUACCAUUUAGUGUCGAAUUGCAAAUGGUAAGCGCCAUCUCGUUCGGUUGGUUUGUUGAUUAUGGAAAAACCCUAACCAUUAUUUAACGGUCAUCCCAACCGGUUUAUUCUGACAAAUGGUAAACACCCUACGUUUCCUGUUUCCUUGUAUGCUAUUCUUCGUCAGUUAUAUCUUCACUUGUCAUUGUGGAAUCAGUCAGGUCUUUUGCCUUAUAUUUAGGAUGUUUUCGUAACUAAGAGGACAUAUACAAAACGUAUGAGGGGACAUUCCAAAUGUAGCUCGUUCUCUUGAAGAUGAAACUUUGCAGGAAUUGUCAUGACAAUGAUCUACAUGUUAAUACAUGUUACCAGCGCCACCCCGGCCCAACGUUGCGCUAAGAAAAUCACAGUAAAUUACGUCGAUACAUUUGAAGUGACCUUAGCUUGCAGUGCAGGCGUAUACCAAUACAAUACCAUUUCAAACAAAAAGUAAAAUGACGCCUGAUGGCAUGUUACGUUAAUCUUCAGCACUUGUUCACUUGUUGCCCCUGCUUGUUGCCUAACUAAAGUGCGGGAGCUCUGGGAGCGAGAUUAGUCGACUGCAUGCCAGCGGCCUUAAAAUUGGCGCAUGCUCUCAAUUCUGUAAAAUGGCGGGAAAAUUCUUCGUUUGCUUCUUGAAACUUCGGUAGUCAUGUUUUGGUUGAGUUUUGGCUGAAUUUGUUCCGUUAAUCAUGCCCGCUCAAGCAGCCAGUAGUGAUUCAAGCGAUGUUGGUAGCAAGUAUAGCCAUUUGCUCCAGCCGAUCCGUGAUCUGACCAAGAACUGGGACGUAGAUGUCGCGGCUCAACUCGAGGAGUAUCUGGCAGAGAUCGAAAGGAUCAAAAUAUCUUUUGAUGGAGGAAAGACAACUAUGAAUUUUGCUGAAGCUGCUCUGGUGAUCCAAGGAUCAGCUUGUGUCUACAGUAAGAAGGUGGAGUAUUUGUACACACUGGUAUAUCAGACACUGGAUCUCAUAGCAAGUAAAAAACGACUUCAGCAAGCAUCUUCAGUUGAUGAUCAGGGAAAAGACAAAGAUGCAUCUUUCACAGAUGAUGCCGCUGAGUUUCUCUUGCUAGAUGACAUAAAAGAAGCUAAAAAUAUUGACUUGAAGGAAGAUGAAGAUGACCCUCAAAGAGAGGCCUCAAAUAUUGUGCCCAGGACUCCUCUGGCUUUAGUUCCCUUGGGAGAGAAGGACAAGGAAGAUGUGCUGUUAAGCCGCACUGGCGAAGUCCUUGGAAGUCGGAAUGAUUUUAAGAUGAACACAUGUGCCAUCCAUGCAUCGGGGACCCUUCUUCUUGACUUGACACACCUGUCAUUGUUAGACGGCUCCUUUAAACGGCUGAUGACUUCUACUCCCGCAGCUAUGCAAGAUCCUCAACCUGGAACUAAUGAUCAAAGAUCUAAUCAAGUCGUUACAGAUGCUGUGGCAAAUGCUGACGAUUUGAAUCUACCUGGUGAGGAUAGUUGUUCUUUUCUUCGAAAAAAUAUCUUUAAUGCAAGAACUUAUAAACACUGGCAGACUGGUCCAAGUGACAAUUCUCCUUUUAACAUUUUGUGUUUNGAGACUAUUGAGCCAAUGGCAUUAGAUGGUCCUGCAGAAGGUGUAGUUAUUUCAAGUUAUGAAGAAAUGGUUCGACAAUAUGUGGAGGGCUACCUUACAGAAGCACAACAGUAUGCACAGGAGACAGAAUUAAGCAGGAGAGUCAGAGAUUGGGAAGAAAGAAUUGUUCCAGUGUUAGCACAAGAGGAUACCCAUAGGCCAUUUGAUAUUCAUAAGUAUGGUGAAGAAAUACUACACUCAUUUAAAGGAAAAUGUAAUCAAGAUUUCAAAGCACUAGCCAAUAAAAAGGAACCAUUUGAGAUCUGCAGGUUGUUUUUAGCCACAUUACAGCUGGCAAACAAUUACAAUGUGGAGAUUUCAGCUGAUGGAGUUGGAGAAGAAGCAGUUGACACUAUGAGACUAAAACUUUUAAAAACAACUCCAGGAAAUCAGGCUAUUGCUACUUUUGGAGGACACACUUCAACAUGAUAUUUGUCAAAUCUAGGAUAUUUUUAAAAUACUGUAAUAAUUGAAGUGAUUUGAUAUGGACAAAGUAGUGCUAUGAAGGAAAUUCUACUACAACUUUCCUUAUCCCUUCACUUCAAUAACAGUUACAAUUAGUCUGUUUUAACAGUGGUUGAUAUUACUUUUAUCCAGUAGUUUAAGACUGAUCACUUGAGUUGCAUGCAUCAAGCUUGUUGGUUUUAAAACUACUUUCAAUUUCUCCUGUCCACAUUCAUAUUUUUAAUUUAAACCAAUGAUUCUUACUUUUACAUACAUUAAUCGGGAUCAAAUCAACAAAUAGAUCCAAGAAAAUUUAAUUUUAUUAAUUUAAAACAACUUCUGUGUGAGACUGUGAAUUAGAUAGUGUCAAGCUUGUGCUAUAGAGUCAGAUUCAACUGGGUUGCGUUCAAAUGUUUUGUUUUUACUCUAAAGUGACUUGGUGGCUCUUGUAAUAAAAGUUUCUGGCUCUUGUAAUAGAAGUUUUACAUCUAACAUUCAUGUUCUAAUGUGCACCAGCAUGCCACAGUAAUAUCACAAAUCACUGAUGUAUCACAUGAAGGUCUCACUUACAAACUGCACUGUCAACAAUGUUCUCAUGAAAUAUAUUUAAAGUGAGACCCUGUGAAAGGAAAAUUAAUGGAAAGAGGUCACUCGACUCUUCAUUUUGCAAGUUUUAGUCGGGGAAACUUGGUUUUCUCUAUAGCAGGCAAACCUACCCUGUGAGUAGAGGCACUUCUUCCCAAGAUCAGUGGCAUGGUACAUUUGAUCAUGUUGAUUUGUGAUAACAGGGUAAAAGGAGCUUAUAUUGUAAAUCAGAAGCUUAUCACCCAUUCACAGUGAUUAGCUUCUGUGUAAAUACAUGUACAGUGUUUAUGUAAGUACAGACUUCCAACCUUUUCACUCACUAUUUGCUUGGCAAAUACAAGGACAUGAACAUAAGAUCUGGAAGAACUUUACUGACGUAGAAUCAGAAUGAUCUCGUGUUUGUAAGCUUCAUACAUGUACCACUGUUGUAGGUAUUACCAAGCCACCUCAACACAGCAGUGAAAUAAACUAAAAGAUUACUGAUAAUACUUGCCUGUUUAAAUGUGUAAGAAUACUCUUUUUGAGCCUUGUAUGCAUGUAACUGCAGUUUUUCAUCUAUAUAAGAAGUAGCAGAUGGUAAAUCUAACAUGACUGCCUGUAAUGAAAGGCAUCUUGCCUGUUGUUAUGGGCCGAGUGGCCCAGAGCUACCAGCACUUUUGGUAUUCAAAUCAUGAUUUGGCAAAUCUGUACGCCAUGCAGAGAAACUAACUUCCUUUAUAUUACUGGAACAUUCUUUCCCCGGCAAAUUGGCAUGUUGAGAAAAUAAUAGACAGUUCUUGGCUUUGCCUUAAUUUCCAACUGAAUUUCUCAGUAUACUGCAUAAUGGCUUUUGACAGAACUUCAUGGCAUCCACUUCAAAUUAAGUCUUACCCAUAAUAAAUCAAAUUGGACUUCUACCAUGCAAUUGUCCAUUUUUAUUUCUCUUUGCUAUAUUAGACCUACCAUAGUUAGAAUCCUUUCAUGCACUAUACAUCUUUGCCAAUUCUCCCAUUAUAUGGAUACAGACCAAAUCUUGCACUCUCCUGUACUGGUCACCAAAUCUUCCAGAUACAAAGAAAAGCUCUUAAAGUACAUUUUUCACACCUUGGGCAAUAUUUCUGGCAUUUUCAGAGGAAAAUUUGGGAAUAUUUGAUGCAUUUUUGUGGUUGAAUCGGUGGAGUUCUACUUUUAACAAUGUUUUUAGGGGCACGAAGGGAAAAAAGCAAUCUCCCAGUUUUCAUUAUUUUUAGGUUUGCAUCUCAUCCUAUACGUUACAAAUAAAUUUAUUAUCUGACAUAAAAAAACCAGCUAAAGAGGACCACUAACUAGAAUAUGUCGGUUACCAGCCUAAUAAUUUCCAGGGGCAGGACUGAGUAAAGUUUCUGCAGCUCUUUUUCAAUCAUAAAGGCAUAUUUCAGAUAUUUGAUGCUAAAUCUCUCAUUACCCGCUUCUGCUAAGGACCAUCUAGGAGAAUAUUGGUCCUCAGCCCUUUCUGUAAGGAAACCACUGGGCUCCAUGGGCCAUUAUUCUCCCAUUACAGCUAUAGUAUUUUGUAAAAUUAAUAAGGUAACUUGAUGAUGGCAACACUUACCUUAUAUAAUACAUCAACACCUGACUUCAAGGAAAUUUUGGCACUACUGU
Molecule: messenger RNA, 4265 nt
Organism: Orbicella faveolata
Lineage: Eukaryota; Metazoa; Cnidaria; Anthozoa; Scleractinia; Merulinidae
Product: condensin-2 complex subunit H2-like
Biological process (GO): mitotic sister chromatid separation; meiotic chromosome condensation
Cellular component (GO): nucleus; condensin complex
Molecular function (GO): chromatin binding
Source: RefSeq, a predicted model, not a curated record